Messenger RNA from Dendronephthya gigantea, 1813 nucleotides. Its product is annotated as reticulophagy regulator 3-like. The record is from RefSeq and is a predicted model, not a curated record. Gene Ontology annotation, biological process: reticulophagy. Lineage: Eukaryota; Metazoa; Cnidaria; Anthozoa; Malacalcyonacea; Nephtheidae. The transcript is spliced from 8 exons. The coding region runs from base 27 to 1379 and encodes 450 amino acids.
CAACAUAUCAAUAACAAUCGCUGGCAAUGAUGGAAGUAAAAUCAUCAGGAAUUGCAUCAAAUGAAAGAAGUAACGAUUGCAAACAAACAAAUGAAACGGUGGAGUAUAUUUGUGAAUUUUUCUCUCCAUUACGUGACCAAUGGCCUUUCAUUCAGGAGGUUCUGAUAUGGAGAAAACUAGAAAUAUCCGUCAUUGUAUUCAACAUUCUCAAUGUUGUGUUUUGGAUUUUCUUGACCCCGCGAUUACAGCUACUUGUUACUUUGGCUAUUUUUCUUUCGUUGUUAUGGUUGACACCGCCUAUUAGACAUUGGAUAUUGUCCAACAUUCGGUCCCAAAACCAGUUAUCAAGCGUUGCUGAGAAAUGUGUUGACAGUGAUGAUUCGGGUGAAGUACUCUCUGAAGGAGCUCAAGUCAGGAGUGAAAAGAACAUCACAUCUUAUUAUGACUUUUGCCAUGGUGUGGCUGUGGUUUGGAGCUUUUUAAUCACAUAUUGGAUAAAGUUGAAAGCUUUAAAAGAGAAAAAUGCAAAACAAUUUUAUCUGGUAGUCUCUUUGCUGGUUGUUGCUUUUUCUGUGAUAUAUGCCCGCUUUCCAAUUGCAAAUAUUCUAUACAUCAUUGUGAUGUUUCUUUACUUGUGGCCUGCUGUUGUAUUUUAUGGCAUCAAGGACAAAGUGCUUGGGAAAUUUAUAAAAUUGUUCACACCAUUUUUUACACAGUGGCAAAGUAGUAGGACAAAACGGAAGAGGGAUACCCACCUUAAAGAUCAUCAAAAAUUCUCAGAUGUCAGUGAUGAUGAGGAGGACUUUAUCUUAAAUUCAGCAGAAACUGAGGGAAUCCAUAGGUCACAUCUCUCCCCAGAGGAAAGAACUAGUCAAGCACAACCUGCAGGUCCUCCAGACAGCGUAAACAGCUCACUUACAUUCAUUGACGGUCUUGAAUUUCCUUCGAUGAGAAGAGAUAGUGUGGAAUCUUUCAAUUCAGAUGAUUUUGUUCAAGGUUUAAACUUCAGUGGUAUAACACCAGGGUUUGGUUCACAUCAUAGUUCAAUGGACUCACUUCACGAUACAACAUCUUAUUCACAAAAUAACGGAACAAAUCAAAACGAUCAUUCACAAACCAAUGUUGAAAAUUGCAAUCCUCUGCAACCGGAAUGCGAGCCAGAGAGGAGGCAAAUAUUAGAGGAACAAUCUCGAUCCGAAGUUCGGCCGCCUAGUUUGAGAAAGAGCAGUUCAGAUGAUGUGGAAAGUUACGAAGUUAUUGAUACAUCAGAAAUUCAGGUUGAUUUUAGCAAACAAGAACAACAGGGCCAGGCCCAGGGGCAAGAUGAUUCCUAUAUUGCAUCAGGUACAGCAUACAUGGGAAAGUUCUUUGGCUAUUAAAAAAAUAUUUUGUGUAUGUAACCGCGAAACGUUCGACUUAGUUUCAUCCUGUGAUUCAUUAAUCAUUCAACUCCUACUUUUACUGCUAUUUUCUACACAUCAAUCGCUUGAUUAUAGUCCAUAGUUGCAUGAAAUAAUGACUACAGAAUAUUGAACGUUUUGCGUUUUUAUUGUACUGCAUGAUAUAUCGGAUUCAGUUACCGGCUAUAUAUAUUUUAUAAUGUUGUUUUCUAUAUAUUCACAACGUUAGUCGGGUAAUGUAAAUGUUAAUAUGUAAAAUUAUAUAACAAGACUGUGUAGGUUUUAUUUUAUAUACAUACGUAAGAGUACAUACAGUAACUUUAAAAGCCAUGUACAGUACAAUAUGACUAUAUAUAGCUACCAUAUUUAAAACAAGUUGGUUUUGUAUAGAAAAGUAAAUAAAAAUUGUAUUA